Clarias gariepinus (North African catfish) is the source of this 3253-nucleotide messenger RNA. It is a transcript of the gene ddx61, whose product is annotated as DEAD (Asp-Glu-Ala-Asp) box helicase 61. The transcript has 14 exons. Gene Ontology annotation, molecular function: ATP binding; mRNA binding; RNA helicase activity. NCBI's taxonomy places the organism in Eukaryota, Metazoa, Chordata, Actinopteri, Siluriformes, Clariidae. Gene Ontology annotation, cellular component: cytoplasmic stress granule; P-body. The coding region runs from base 849 to 2285 and encodes 478 amino acids. Gene Ontology annotation, biological process: P-body assembly; cytoplasmic stress granule assembly. The record is from RefSeq and is a predicted model, not a curated record.
GCGGCCAUGUUGACUGAAGUCUGAAGAGACAAAGGGACAGUGUUAAUGAGAAUUACAGCAACUAGGAGAUUCUCACUACAGCGGCGGAUAAACUUAUGUUUAAACAUCAACGGAGAUUUAAAACUCUGAGCUUUAAAAGGUGACACACCGCUUUCUUGACGGAGGUGUUCAAAGAGUCAACAGGCCACAAAGAAAAGAGCAGCUAUUGAAUACAAAAUAAUUCUGUAUUGACUUUUCAAAUAAAUAUAGUGCCAUUAGUUUCACUAGAGACAUAUUGGUGUAACAUUUCUAAUAAAGAUAAAGAAACACCAAUAAUCUUUAUAGAUCAUAACUCAAAGUUUUUUUUUUUUUAAUUUCUUAUGAUCUUCAGCACUUGGAACCAAAAACAACAUAAAAGGUACUUCAGAGUAAGACUUAAUACUGGCAGCCAAGUAAAGAUAGAAGUAAACAUUUUACAAAAUCUUCAGGGAUAGCAAAAGUAAAAAAAAAAAAAAAAAAAAAAAAAGGUAGUGUUUUUGCAUUUACUUAAAGUCCAAAGGCUAGAUUUGAGUGAUUUAAAAUACACGCUUGCAAAUCGUGUAUUUUAAUAGUGACAGCAGAUUAUAUUUAUUCAUAUAAAUACAAUUUUCUCCUCUUUUGGGAGAGUUCUCUUUCAAACUAUUUUCAAACGUCAAUACCUCUUCUUUUCAAGAGGUCGGCACGUACAAGUGAGAGUAGUACAAAACAAGUGUUUACACAGAAGGGCUUUGGGUUUAAUAAAAGCAUUGAAAGAACAGGAGAUUAGCAGAAGCAUUCUAGAAGAGAAAUCUGCAAGAAAUUGUUGACUCCAAGAACCAUAUCCUGUAGCAAUGGCCACUGCAAGAACACAGAUUCCCACCACAGUCAUUGGAGUCUCCAAACAGAAUGGUCAGGCCAGGUCCGCCGACCUCCAGUCAGGAUUGCAGCCAUCAACAGUGCUCAGUGUCUCCCAGAAAGGAAGCAGCAUACCACACACCAGUGGUGGUAUCAGAUUUGGAGAUGACUGGAAGAAGUCUCUGCAGCUCCCACAAAAGGAUAUGAGAGUGAAAACCUCAGAUGUUACAGCAACCAAAGGGAAUGAGUUUGAGGAUUAUUGCCUUAAACGAGAAUUGUUGAUGGGCAUCUUUGAGAUGGGUUGGGAGAAGCCAUCUCCUAUUCAGGAGGAGAGCAUUCCUAUUGCCUUGUCAGGAAGGGACAUUCUGGCCCGGGCCAAAAAUGGCACAGGGAAAAGUGGAGCCUACCUCAUCCCUCUUCUGGAGAGGAUUGACCUAAAAAAGGAUCAUAUUCAAGCCAUAGUAAUGGUGCCAACUCGUGAACUGGCUCUUCAGAUGAGCCAAAUCUGCAUCACUAUGAGCAGGCACAUGGGUGGUGUGAAGGUCAUGGCCACUACUGGUGGAACCAAUCUAAAGGAUGACAUCAUGCGCCUGGAUGAGACAGUGCAUGUGGUAAUAGCCACUCCAGGCAGGCUGCUGGACCUUAUGAAGAAAGGUUUGGCCAAAGCUGACAAAGUCCACAUGAUGGUGAUGGAUGAGGCAGACAAGUUGCUCUCUCAAGAUUUUGUCAUCCUAAUUGAGGAGAUCAUUGGAUUUUUGGACAGAAAUCGUCAGAUACUGCUUUAUUCUGCCACCUUUCCCGUCACUGUUCAAAAAUUCAUGUCAAAACAUCUCAAAAAACCCUACGAAAUAAACCUGAUGGAUGAGCUUACUCUCAAGGGCAUUACUCAGUACUAUGCAUAUGUAACGGAGAGACAGAAAGUGCACUGCCUGAACACACUUUUCUCCAGGCUUCAGAUCAACCAGUCAAUAAUCUUCUGUAACUCAACCCAGAGGGUGGAACUUUUGGCUAAGAAGAUCACACAGUUGGGAUACUCCUGCUUUUAUAUCCAUGCAAAAAUGAUGCAGGAAUACAGAAACCGUGUGUUCCAUGACUUCAGAAACGGUCUCUGUAGAAACCUGGUUUGCACAGACCUUUUCACAAGAGGAAUUGACAUUCAGGCUGUCAAUGUGGUCAUCAACUUUGACUUUCCCAGAAAUGCAGAGACCUACCUACACCGCAUUGGGAGAUCAGGCAGGUUUGGGCAUCUUGGUUUGGCCAUUAAUCUGAUUACUUCAGAUGAUCGUUUCAAUCUGAAGGCCAUUGAGGACCAGCUAGUGACCGAAAUUAAGCCCAUUCCCGGUAGCAUUGAUAAGAGCCUUUAUGUAGCAGAGUUCCACGCUAUCAACCAUGAGGAAGAGGAAGAAAAGGAGGCUGACCUUGGUGCACCUUAGUUGAUGAGAAACUAUACGAAGAUUCUCCACUAGAGAAUAAAUGGAUGGUGCCUGGCAUUUUGCACAUCUUCUGUUGAACAAGGGCACAAGGGUGAAGUCCCUUUUACUACAUUUGCCUUUUUUUUUUUUUUUUUUUUUUUAAAUGUUUCCACUGUUUUGUUGGCUCUGCAAAGCUGUCAGACUCCAAACUGUUAAAUACCACCAUGCAUGUUACUAGCACUUUUUUUUUCAUUACCAUUGUCUUAGUAUGUUAAAUUUGCCUGCCACUGUUUUGCUUUAUUACCAAAUACAAAAGGGUUCUUUAGUUCAGUAUGGUCAUGUGUAAAACCUACCUCGGCAACCCUGCCCCCCCUAAAAAGUGCUAGUAUAAUUGAGAAUAAUUUAUAUAAUUUUCUGUGAUUUUACAUGAGCACUUGCUUACCCAGUUAUGCAUAACCUAAGUGCCUCUAGUGCUUUAUGAUCACUUAAAGGGACCCUUUCUUCAGGAUUAAGUGGCCUGAAUAUUUUUUAAGAAAAAAACUAAAUCAUCUGCUUUUUCAAAUUUGCUCCACUUGCUAAUUUAUUAUUCUUUUUUUUAAAUAUAGCAUGCAUUCCUAUAAGACUAUUGUAUGUCUGAGCCAGCUUGUAUUUUACCAGUUUACCCAGUGGAGGUUUUUUUUCUUGUUGUUCAUCUGUUUUGAUGUAAUAAUACAAACUGACAAGUGCUACUGUUAAAAAACAAAACAAAAAAAACAGCAAUUGCCUGUGUGUAGUUCUCAAAGCUGUUUAAUGCCAAUCUGAGCCAAUUCAAGCCUGCCUUUACCUAGUUUCUGUUUAAAUUUUACCAUCUUUGAUGCAUUGUGAGUAGAAGUUGUGCUUUUACUGACCUGUAAAAAGGGAGACCAUCUAAAGCUUUUGUUCCAGAUGUCAGUGCCAGCAUCUACACUAUUAUUUUCUUUGAAAAGAAAUAAAGUAUCAGCAUAUUUUCA